AUGCCUUUCGCCACAGAUAUUCUGAAAGAUCCUUCGGUCUCAGCCUCUGCUAGACAGCAAGCUCUCAAUCGCAUCUUUUCCGAUCCAGGCCUCCCCCAGACUUCGACGACCUCGUCCUUCUGGACCAUGGAUCAACACAACUUCAGCCAGGGAGCAACAAAGGGUCUGCCUAAGGAAGCCGAUAUCGUUAUCAUCGGAUCUGGUGUCACUGGAGCAUCUAUUGCGCGGACCUUGCUCCAAGACCGCACUUCAAAUUCCUCUUCUGCCUCCUACGCGCCUAUUGUCAUGCUAGAGGCCCGUACUGUCUGCAGUGGCGCAACCGGUCGCAACGGAGGUCACAUUCUAGAGACAGCCGACGAAUACGGCGAGUUCGCCGAUGCCUUUGGUGUGGAAGCCGCACGUAAACUUGUCCGCUUCCGACUGGCGCAUCUGCAAGAGAUGCUCGCUGUUGCGGAGGAACUUGGAAUCACCGCCGAGUCGCAAGCGCGAAAGGUGCAAUUCCUGAGCGUUUACUUUGGCGAGGAGUCUUGGCAGGCAGCAUUGGAGCGAAUGCACCGUUUUAAGGAGGGCAUGCCGGAGGAAGCUGCUGAGUGGAAAUCUUAUGAAGGAGAUGCUAUCCCGAGGGAAUUGUGUUUGACUCGUGCCCGAGGCGUCGUCGCUGGCCCUGCGGGAGCUCUUUGGCCCUACAAAUUCGUCAUCGGCGUUCUCAAACGUCUCCUCGAGGACUUUCCGAAUGAUUUCCGUGUCGAGGAAAACACCCCGGUGACCGCUAUUCACGAUGACAGUUCCUCCAACGGCCCAAGAUAUAAGGUCGAGACAAGCAGAGGGACUAUCACCGCCCGACACGUUAUCCACUGCACCAAUGCCCAUGUCAGCCACCUAGUACCCGGAUUCCGGGGCCGAAUCUUCCCUGUUCGGGGCCAGAUGUCCGCCCAAACCCCCGGCAACAACUUCCCCAACCAGGCUGCGGAUCAUUCGUGGCUCUUCAACUACGAUCGCGGAUUUGACUACAUGACCCAGCUGCCGGAGGGGCAGAUGAUGCUCGGCGGGGGUUUCGCACAAGGCGAGGCUGGCGGCUUAGCAGACCUAGGAGUUUCGACAGACUCUGAUCUUAGUCUUUACAUUGAUAUCCACUUGUCUGGGGCUCUGCGUGCCAUUUUCGGAGGCAAAGAUUGGGGCUGUGUGCAAGGCGACGCAGUGCAGGCGAUGUGGACUGGUUGUAUGGCAUUCAGCUCCGAUGGGCUCCCUUGGGUAGGACGGUUGCCUAAGGCUGCAACCGGUCGCCCUGAGCAUGGGUCUGAAGGGGCCGAGUGGGUUUGUGCUGCGUUUGGUGGAGAGGGAAUGGUCCAGGCUUGGCUUAGUGGUAAAGCAGUGGCGACUAUGCUACUUGCACAAGAUGCUCCGCUGAGUGAGACCAUCAAUGCAGAUAUUUCGUGGCUACCUGAACAGCUGCUUGUAUCGGAGGAGAGGUUUGCUCAUGCAGUCUUGCCGAGAGAGGCUGUUGAUGACGUGCACAAGGCAAAUCUUUAG
Penicillium coprophilum is the source of this 1530-nucleotide messenger RNA. Its product is annotated as NAD(P)/FAD-dependent oxidoreductase. The transcript is spliced from 2 exons. NCBI's taxonomy places the organism in Eukaryota, Fungi, Ascomycota, Eurotiomycetes, Eurotiales, Aspergillaceae. Bases 1 to 1530 code for a protein of 509 amino acids. Gene Ontology annotation, cellular component: cytoplasm. The record is from RefSeq and is a predicted model, not a curated record. Gene Ontology annotation, molecular function: oxidoreductase activity.